Molecule: messenger RNA, 2971 nt
Organism: Chrysemys picta bellii (western painted turtle)
Lineage: Eukaryota; Metazoa; Chordata; Testudines; Emydidae
Gene: FOXB1
Product: forkhead box B1
Biological process (GO): anatomical structure morphogenesis; cell differentiation; regulation of transcription by RNA polymerase II
Molecular function (GO): DNA-binding transcription factor activity, RNA polymerase II-specific; RNA polymerase II cis-regulatory region sequence-specific DNA binding
Source: RefSeq, a predicted model, not a curated record
UUCAAAUGGAAAUGAUUCCUAUUGGCCCAAGGUGUCCAUGUAAAUAGGUGUAAAUGAAACCAGAUUAUGCCUUUCUUUCAGCCCACCCUCCUCCCUCUCUCCCUCCUCCCAAGGCGAUUGUCAUAUGAUAGCAAAGAAGUGGCACAUUAAUGAAGCGCCUCUACAGGGGUCUUUUCUGCUCAUGUCACCACAUAAAACUAUCAGAUGGUUAGAGGAAGGACAUGGAGGCAAGUACUUAGCUCAUCUCGGCUGCAGAGAAGCCAGCGAGCCCCUGCUCCGUUUCAGUUGCCGCUGGGGGUGAAAUAACCCGAUCCCUGAUUCCGCCUUCCGAGGAGAAGGGAGGGGAGCGAGAGGAUUCCCACAGACCAGCCAGCUCCCUGCCGCCUCGGACUAAAACUAAGCGGAGCGGCCGGAAAGGGAGAGUGAGAACCAGGAGGAAUCGGGCAAGGAGACCAGACUCGCAGCUGCAUCCCGGAUGCGGACUGUCAACUUCCAGCAACUUUAAGAUCUCGGCGGGUCCCCAGCGAAGAUGCCUCGCCCGGGCAGGAACACGUACAGCGACCAGAAGCCGCCCUACUCCUACAUCUCGCUGACGGCCAUGGCCAUCCAGAGCUCGCCGGAGAAGAUGCUGCCCCUGAGCGAGAUCUACAAGUUCAUCAUGGACCGCUUCCCCUACUACCGGGAGAACACGCAGCGCUGGCAGAACUCCCUGCGCCACAACCUCUCCUUCAACGACUGCUUCAUCAAGAUCCCGCGCCGGCCCGACCAGCCGGGCAAGGGCAGCUUCUGGGCGCUGCACCCGAGCUGCGGGGACAUGUUCGAGAACGGCAGCUUCCUGCGGCGCCGCAAGCGCUUCAAGGUGCUCAAGUCCGACCACCUGGCCCCCAGCAAGCCCGCGGACGCCGCCCAGUACCUGCAGCAGCAGGCCAAGCUGCGGCUCAGCGCCCUGGCGGCCGGCGGCACCCACCUGCCGCAGAUGUCCGGCUACAGCCUGGGGGUCUCCCAGCCCUCCGGCUUCAAGCACCCCUUCGCCAUCGAGAACAUCAUCGCCCGCGAGUACAAGAUGCCGGGCGGGCUGGCCUUCUCCGCCAUGCAGCCCAUGCCGGCCGCCUACCCGCUCCCCAACCAGUUGACUACGGUGGGCAGCUCCAUUGGCACCGGCUGGCCCCACAUGUACAGCCCCGGCAUGAUAGACACGGCCACCCCCAUCUCCAUGGCCAGCAGCGAUUACAGUGCCUACGGGGUGCCCCUCAAGCCCCUGUGCCACGGGGGCCAGACUUUGCCAGCCAUCCCGGUGCCCAUCAAACCCACCCCGGCGGCGGUGCCGGCCCUGCCGGCCCUGCCAGCGCCCAUCCCCACCAUCCUCUCGAACUCGCCCCCCUCGCUCAGCCCGACCUCGUCCCAGACAGCCACCAGCCAAAGCAGCCCCGCGACGCCCAGCGAGACCCUGACCAGCCCCGCCUCGGCCCUGCACUCGGUAGCCGUGCACUGACACGGCCAGCCCGGCCUGGACACUCCGCCCGCGGCUCGCUCCCAACUUUCCUCGGCGUUUUCUUGCUCCUCGAGAGGAGAGAAAACUCCCGGCGGGAACACUUGAGGUUUGCUAUUCCUGUGAGCGGUCUUCGCUUUGCCUUUCUGGCGUACCCUUGUUUAAUGGCUCGAGCCCCUGUCGGUUUGGGGGUUGUUCCUUAACUUAGUUUUAAACACUCGAAAAGUGUCUAGCCCCCUCCCCCCCGCCACCCCGUGUGUGUAUAAAGUGCCAUUUGCAUCACUAAGUUUCCAAAGGUACUUAAGGCACCUUCCUCCCCCCGAAAUGAGUGCUGGAGAGUUAGACAACCCUGUCACACUUUGCCCGUUUUCCUUCCUUUGUCUGGGAAGAGCAACGUUCUUCCACCCGACCUGUCUUUAAAACCAUCAACAGUUUGAAGUGGUUGCAGAUGGCUUCGUGAAAACAAUUAAUGUUUCCAGUUUCCAAGUGACAAAUCAGCUGGAUUUUGGAAACACUUAAGUUUCGUUUCAAAUUUAUUUUUUUACACAGAGUUUAAAGAUUGCAGGAUCUACACGAACCCCUCGUGAAUUACUUUUUAAAAUGAAACAUGUACUAUUAUAGAUCUAUCUAUCUCAUCUCCAUACAUAUCACAGCACUACAAUAAAAGUAUUAAACAGGUCCCCAUAACUUGAGAGCCAGCCAGUUACCAUCCUAUGACUGAAAAGUUCCAUUGGCUUCCGAAUAGUUUGUUUUGGGGAAGUUACACAGUGGAUACAGAUUUGUAUACAAUAAUGUGUAUUAAGUACAAAAGGACAGGAAACCAUGCAAAUGGCAAGACAUCCGUUCACACUGAAAACGUAUAUUGUUUACAAAACUCCUGCUCUAAUGUAAAUACUGAACUUCAAUCUGUCCUGUGAAUCAAAUGAGGUCCUCUUUUGCAGUACCUGUUGUCAUGUGGUUGUUUAAUUUUCAGGUGGAAGGGGAGGGGGAGUUAAUUUGUCUGUUAACCUUCUGAUUACUUCGAUUUUUUAAAAGCUAUUUAUUUAUGAUUUAAGAAAAUAAUUUAAAAAAAAUCCACUACCAAGCAGACAACCUAAGGUAGCUUAUGUAAAGCUGCUCAAGUCACUGGUGAAGUGUAGGGAAGUACCACAACAGGUUCAGACUAUGGGAGGUAUUCCUGUUUUCUGCUGGAACUUUUCAGACAAGCUGAGCGCGGACUGGGGAACACUGUAAAUGUCUGUGAAUAGGAAUGAUUAUCAAAUGUGUAACAUGCACUUUUGUUUGCUAUAUUCCUUUCUAGUUUUAGGUAGUUUGCUGGAAACCGAACUGUUGUGAACUGCUUAAGUUAAGACAAAAACAAAACGUUGUAGUGUUCAGCGCAGCUGUAAAGAAAUUCCUUUUUAACUCUUUCCCUUGUACAGAAUGAGCAUGACAUUUAAAUAUUGAUGUUCUUGUUACCAGCAUGCGUGUUUUAAGACAAAA